CAUCCCACCAUCGGGUUAGAGUUCAUAAGUGCCGCAGUGUGUGCGCUGUCUGCGCUUCUGUUGCUGGGUUUUUAAUUUGUGGGAAAGUGAUUCAUCGGAUAUUUUAAAACAACGCAAAAAGAAGAAUGGCCUCGGAUUCUGGCUACGGUCAGCAUGGCGCAGCUCAAAGCUAUGGAUCAUAUGGCACUCAGCAAAGUGGCCAGGGCUAUGGUCAAGGAAAUGGUGGUGCUUCUUACGGUGCACCAGGCUACAGCAGCUAUGGACAACCUGCUGAGGGUUAUGGCCAGGCGACACAGGGAGGUUAUGGACAGACCCCGCCUGCCUUCGAUAGCUAUGGACAGCAGGGCUCUGACGCCUCGUCUGGGUAUGCUGACAAGACGGCGUCAUCAUCUUACGGUCAGCCUGGGUCACAUGGCCAUUCUCAAGGAGGUGGUUAUGGAAGACGGGAUGACAGUUACGGUGAGAGCGGCCAGGCCCGGAGGUACGGAGGAGAGGACAGCGGCUCUGACAGGUCUGAGGGCUAUAGAGGCCGGGGGCGCGGGGGCUACGACCGUGGCGGUUACGAGCGCGGGGGAGGAUACGAGCGCGGUGGAAGAGGCGGUCCUCCUUCUGGUAUGGGAGGUGGUGACCGUGGUGGCUUCAAAACUUUCGGUGGUCCACGAGACUAUGGCUCCAGGGACGACCAAGCUGGAGAGGACAACUCGGACAACAACACCAUCUUCGUCCAGGGCCUGGGGGAGGAAGUGACGCCCCAGGAAGUGGGCGACUACUUCAAACAGAUCGGGAUCAUCAAGAUGAACAAAAAGACGGGUCAGCUUAUGAUCAACCUGUACUCUGACAAGGCUACCGGCCGGCUGAAGGGUGAAGCCACCGUCUCGUUCGAUGACCCUCCUUCUGCCAAAGCGGCCAUCGACUGGUUUGAUGGCAAGGAGUUCAAAGGAAAGCCCAUCAAGGUGUCUUUUGCCACCCGGAGGGCAGAGUUCACGCAGAGGGGUGGAGGAGUAGGAGGAGGAGGCCGGGGAGGAGGCCGAGGAGGAGGAUUCAGGGGACGUGGCUUUGGUGGUGGUGGUGGAGGUGGUGGACCUAACUUUGACAUCAAAGGAGGAGACUGGCCUUGUCCCAAUAGUUCUUGUGGCAACAUGAAUUUUGCCCGAAGAUACGAGUGCAACAAGUGUGGCACGCCUAAACCUGGUGACAGCGGAGGAGAUCGCGGAAGCAGAGGAGGAUACGGAGGUGACCGGGGCGGUUACAGGGGGGGCAGAGGGGGCUACCGCGGGGGGGACCGUGGAGGUGACCGCGGAGGCUACGGUGGCGGCGGCGGAGGAGGCUACGGAGGAGGAGGCUACAAGAUGGGGGGAAGAGGGGAUCAUAGAGAAGACAGAAGAGACCGGCCAUACUAAACAUUCAUAUUAAGACCCUCCAGCCCAGGGUCUAGCGAGUGGGGAAGAGACAGGGGACAGAAUGAUUCACAUACCUUUCAUUGCCAUAGCAUCCCACAUUUGCGCUGAGGGAAGGUGUGACUACUGUGAAAGGACUUUUGGGCUGAUGGGCAGUGUUGGUGUAUUAGGCAGGGUCAAAUGUCAUAUUUUUUGUUUUGUUUUUUUGUUUCUUUUAAUUUUCCCCAAUUCUAGGUCCAGACAUUGUGAGGUAGACUUCGUAUCAUUGUUUUGUAAGAUUGAAAGGAACUGUUUUACUUGGGUUUUCUUUUUUCCAAAUGAUAUUAAACUGUUCUGAUCUUAAAAGGU
Messenger RNA from Hypomesus transpacificus, 1745 nucleotides. It is a transcript of the gene taf15, whose product is annotated as TAF15 RNA polymerase II, TATA box binding protein (TBP)-associated factor. The transcript has 16 exons. Lineage: Eukaryota; Metazoa; Chordata; Actinopteri; Osmeriformes; Osmeridae. Gene Ontology annotation, molecular function: RNA binding; transcription coregulator activity. Gene Ontology annotation, cellular component: nucleus. The record is from RefSeq and is a predicted model, not a curated record. Gene Ontology annotation, biological process: regulation of DNA-templated transcription. The coding region runs from base 126 to 1400 and encodes 424 amino acids.